Melitaea cinxia (Glanville fritillary) is the source of this 862-nucleotide messenger RNA. It is a transcript of the gene MHF1, whose product is annotated as centromere protein S-like. Lineage: Eukaryota; Metazoa; Arthropoda; Insecta; Lepidoptera; Nymphalidae. Gene Ontology annotation, cellular component: FANCM-MHF complex; Fanconi anaemia nuclear complex. The transcript is spliced from 4 exons. Gene Ontology annotation, molecular function: protein heterodimerization activity; chromatin binding. Bases 143 to 628 code for a protein of 161 amino acids. The record is from RefSeq and is a predicted model, not a curated record. Gene Ontology annotation, biological process: replication fork processing; resolution of meiotic recombination intermediates.
UCUGUCUGUGAUUUUGACAGUCGGUCGGUAGGUUAUGUUUAUUUAUUUAUUGUUUAUAAAACAUAGUAUUUAUUGUUUGUUAGUAACUUAAUAAAGAGGAGCACCUCUAAAAAAACUUACAACGUUUGUUUAUUUUUAUACAAUGACAGCAUACGAAAACUUGUCAUCAAAUCAGAAAGUUCGUGCUUCAUUACAUCGAGAUGUUCUAAGCAUUUGUAAAGAAACUAGCCACUACCUCGGUUUAGAUAUAACCGGGCAAGCUGUGGCCGUUAUAGCAGAACUCGUGCUACGAAAAGUUUCAGUGUACGGAAUGGAUUUAGAAGCGUUCGCUAAGCACGCCAAACGCUCAGUGAUAAAUCAAGAAGACGUUAAACUAUUAGCUAGAAGAAAUAGUUCCUUGAGAGAACGUCUAAAUGGCUUAUGUAAAAAUAUUCCAUCAGCAUCUAAAGAGAAGAAACGUAAAACAAUACAAACUACUGUUACACCGGAAUCAGAUCCUAAGGAAGAGGAUGAUGAGAAACAGACGAAAAAACAAAAAACUACAGACGAAUUAAAUACGCCUAUUUCAAGCGUAUCAGGAGAACCUGAAAUUAUGGAUCACGUUGAGACCAUAGAUCUUACAUUAUAAGACAUACGCACUCUUAAUUUGCAUAAAACCAAUAAAAAAUGUAAUAAAUUAUUUUUGUAUUAGGUUAUAAUAGUACUCUAAGGACGUAAGUUUGCUGUAUUGAGUCGUUUGCAUAAAAAUAUAAGGCUAACCAAUAUUACAUACAGUUAUACCUCGAAAAUAAACCGUUUUUGUAAAAAGUAUGACGUUUAAUAUUUUUUUAAAUAGUUAAUAAAAUAAUAAUUAAAUAAUAAA